GAGAGAGCUUGUGGGACACGAUUGCGAGUGCCGCUUUCUCCAACCCGACUUCCGCUACGGGAGAGUGUGAUUGGCUGACCUUGCAUCGGCGAAUGGGGCAUGUGGCAUUGCCCAUUUUGCAGCAGAUAGUUAAGCAAGAGAUGGUCAGUGGGAUACAUGUCAAGGGGGAGCCCAAUGAGGUGCUUGGCUGUCCAACAUGCAUGCAAGCCAAGUUCACCCGCUACCCGUUCCAUAGCUCGGAGACAACGGCGAAGGCACCACUUGAUGAGGUGGUGAUGGAUGUGGUGGGCCCCUUGAAGCUUGGAGCUGCUGGAGCUGCGUACUUCCUCACCAUUGUGGACGUCUACACUCGCAUGACUUGGGUGUAUGUGCUGCCGAAGAAGAGUGACGUAGCUGAAACGGUGAAGACCGAUUGGUUGCCGAUGGUGGAGCGGCAACAAGACCGACUUGUGAAGGCGAUUCGCACUGACCGUGGGGGAGAGUUCCUGAGCAAGGAUUUCUCAACUUGGCUGAAGAAGCAGGGCAUAAGGCACUCUCUUACCAUGCCCUACUCUCCUGCAAUGAACGGCAUCGCCGAGCGUGCGAAUCGGACACUCACGGAGACGGCUCGGGGACUUCUCAUUGAAGCCGGUCUUCCCAAUUACUUUUGGCCGGAUGCGGUGCGGCAUGCUUGUGUGGCCAAGAACAGAGCCUUGACUCAUGUGGGAGAAGACAAAUGGGUGCCCUAUGUGGAGUGGAUUGGAAGGAAGCCGAAGGUGGAUAUGCUUCGGGUGUUCGGGUGCAUGUGCAUGGCACUUGUGCCUAAGAAACUUCGGCACAACAAACUUGAUGCCAAGGCAACAUGGGCCGUGCACCUGGGCAUGGCUCAAAACAGCAAGGGAUGGCUUCUUUGGGACCCAUUUACCAAGAAGUUCUUGGUGAGCAGAGAUUGCAAGUUCAUGGAGAACUUACCGUACAAGGAGUGGAAGGCGGAGAACCAAGUGAAGAUUGGUAUGCGGCUUGGAGAGGUGAAGAGUAACGGCUUGGAGCAUGUGGAGCUGCCCUUGGAGCUGAGUAGCAGCAGCACAGUCACGAGGCAAUCUCCUCAAAUGAAUGGGGAUGAAGAGGAGGAGGAGGUGCAGCAAGGUGAUGAGCGUGCACCGUCACUUCCGCCUCGUGCUACAAGUGCUCGUGGGAACCGACCAGAUUUACCGCAACGCCAUGAGAGCAUUCAAGUCCCUGCAGCAGAGGAGGAAGGAAGGGGGAGAAGGAGAACUCAGCCCCCUAAUAGGUUGAGCUAUGAUCGGCUUGGAAGACCAGCCAACUCAACCUUGACCGGUUCGGCUCUCAUGCUAGGCGAUGAUGCGGAAGAUGAAAGCGAGGAGUGCGCCUUUGCCUUCUUCUCUCCGGUGGAGAUGCCGGGGGAGCCUACAAAUCCCAAGGAGGCUUGGGAGGGCCCCAAUGGGAAGGAGUGGAAGAAGGCCUCAGAUGAAGAAAUGGGGAGCAUCAUCGAGAACGACACGUUUGACUUGGUGAACCUACCUCCGGGGCGUAAGGCGAUCUCUUCCAAGUGGCUCUUCAAGCGCAAGACCGACGCCGACGGCAACAUCGAGCGCUACAAGAGCAGACUUGUAGCGAAGGGGUAUCAGCAGCAAGAGAAGAAGGACUACAAUGAAGUGUAUGCUCCUGUGGUGAAGGGUACAACCCUUCGAACCCUCUUCGCCGCGGCGGCCAUCAAAGGAUGGGUGGUGAAGCAAAUGGAUAUCGUAACGGCCUUCCUCAACGGCGUUUUGGAGGAAGAAACCUACAUGGAGCAGCCAGAGGGGUACAAUGAUGGGAGUGGCAGAGUGUGGAAGCUGAAGAAAGCACUCUAUGGCCUCAAGCAAGCCCCUAGGCAAUGGUACAUCAAGCUGCGGGAAGUUUUGGAGGCGAUCGGCUUCACUCCCUCAACGGCCGAUCAAUCGUUGUUCAUGCUUGGCGAGGGGGAGCAGAGGAGCUUCAUGGUGGUUUAUGUGGAUGACAUCCUUAUAUUCUCACCCUCCUCUGACCUUGUGAAGGAGGUGAUGCUGAAGCUUCAAGACAAGUUCAAGUGCAAGACCCUUGGUGACGUCAACUACUACCUUGGGCUUCACAUUGAGCGAGAUGUGGAGAAGCGGUGGAUGCGAGUGCAUCAAAAGAAGUACUUGGAGGCCUUGGCUGCAAACUUUGGGAAGAGUGAAGGUCAUGUGGCUACUCCUCUUCCCUCAGGGUUCAAGUGUGUGAAAGGACCAGCGGAGGAAAGUGUUGGUGAAGAGGAGAGGCGCCGUUUUCACUCCUUGGUGGGCAGCCUCAUGUAUGCGGCCGUUCACACAAGGCCGGAUGCAGCCUUUGCUACCGGGCAGCUGGCUAGGGUUGUCCAAUGCCCUAAUGAAGAGCAGGUAGCAGCUGGAGAGAGAGUGGCCAAGUACCUUGGCCAAACAGCAACUGUUGGACUGCAAUACUCCGCGGCGGCACAAAGGCGUCAAAAGGGUGCGGAUGGAGUCGAACCCGGGAGGCUCUUUCUCACCGCCUUCUCUGAUGCAUCUUGGGCAUCAGAACCAGAGGACAUGACAAGUGUGGGAGGCUUCAUCUGCUGUGUUGGUGGAGGGCCAACAGCUUGGGAGAGCAAGAAGCAAGUGGACCAAGCAUUGAGCUCGGUGGAGUCCGAGUACAUGGCACUCUUCCGUGCCAUAAGAGAGGUUGUGUGGCAGCGGCGUUUGCUAGCUGAAUUGGGGGAGGAGCAGCAAGGACCUACCCCACUCUACUGUGAUAGCCAGGGUGCUAUUGCAUUGGCUAAGAACCCCGUUCUUCAUGGCCUUACCAAGCACAUGAAGGUGAAGUGGCAUUGGGUGAGGAGCAUGGUAACCGCGGGUGAAGUGGAGUUGCACUACGUGAAGACGACGGCGCAGCCAGCUGAUAUGAUGACCAAGAGGCUGGUUGAGCAGCAGCAUUGGAAGUGUUGCAAGCUUGCUGGGAUGGCUCUGAACUAAGGGGAGCAGAUUCUAAGGCCAACAAUCCGAGGGGGAGUUUGUUGGUGCAACCCUAUGGCUUGCACUCGGCUUGUCGUCCUUGUUUGUGUGUGUGCAUGCAUGGCAUGGAAUGAAUUGUGAGUCUAUGUCAUUGCUAUCCAGUGCUUGUGUGUGUGUUUGAAUGGUGUAUCACAAUGUGGUUUGUGUCGGUCAAGACAUUAGCGAGUUUUUACAACUCGCAUGUCAAGUCGUCGUUUGUGUGUCGCAUGUGUUUUUUCUAUUUUGUCGAGUGUGAAGUGUCGAUCGUGUCGCAGGUGUGUGCAGCAAGCCCCCAUCAACUCAAGAAGAAUUUAUCUUGCAGAUCCAGGAACAAGAGCUCAAGAUUUCAAGCCCAAGGGACGCGGAUAAAUAUUAAAUAGUGAAAAUAGUAACGUUACUUCGUGUAGUGUUACAUUUCACUUGGUGUAGC
Closterium sp. NIES-67 is the source of this 3435-nucleotide messenger RNA. Lineage: Eukaryota; Viridiplantae; Streptophyta; Zygnematophyceae; Desmidiales; Closteriaceae. The record is from the annotation of a GenBank genome assembly.